UAAAAAUAUAAAAAAAUACAUAAAUAAAGAAACAAAUAAAAAAAAAAAAUAAAAAAAAACAGAAAAUAUAUAAAUAAACAUACACACGGACUAAAAUAAAUCUCAGCAUGUGUUUGUAUAUGAAUAUACCCCUUUGGAUAAAUGUGGAACGUUUAACGACAGCAAUCUCAACAACUGCAUCCCAGCUGUUUGAUGUUUCUCUAGUCAUAUUUUUAUUAAAUUGUAAAUCGUCAACAGCGGUAACAGCAGCAGCAGAUAUAUCAUCAACAACAACAGCAAGUACAUUAAAACCAGCACGUCAUGCAAGUAAACAGUUAAAACAAACAAAUACAAUAUUAACAACAGCAGCAAUAGCAGCAGCAACAACAACAACAACAACAACGUCAUCAACAGUAUAAACAUUGAGCAGCAACAGCAGCAACUACAGCAAAAUCUCUUAAUAAGACAAAUAUAAUUCAACACAGUUCUCUCUAUUAAAGCUCAUUGUCAACAACACACUGCUGUUGUAGAUGCCGGUUGUUAAACAACACGGCAAUCAAAACAAUAAAAAUUUCUAAAAGGAAAAAAAAUCAUAAAAUAAUUAAAAAUUUAAUUAAAAAGAAAAAAAUAUAUAUUUUUUUUAUAAAAUAUUUUUUUACCUGCAUAUCUAGCUCAGAGAUACGAAAGAAACAAUUACACGAAUGCAGUUAAUUCGUUGAGAAAAAAAGUGUUUGUGUCAACUUGUUUGUGAAGAGUGUGUUUAAUUAAAACGAGUAAACAUAAACAAACUUACUCUUAUCUGUUAAUUAAAAAAAAAGAAAGAAUGAAAAAAGUGUUAAUUAAAAACCAACUAUAAUAUCUACAAUAUAGUUACUUAAAGCUUGAUUGUAGGAUUUCCUGAAAGAAAAAAAUACACCAAGCAACACAACUUACAUUAGGAAGGACCUUAAAAGUAAAUGUCUUGAUGUUUUAAAAAGUUGUAAUAUACAAACAAAACGUCAACCGGAAGAAGAAUUAGAAAUGUUUGUGGCAAUAAAUCAAAUGAAUUAUAGUGCCAAAAAACGCAAAAAGGAAAAGGAAUUGGAGCUGAAACUGGAUUUUGAGGGGCAUGACGACUGUGGCAAGGAGAAAAUACAAACGGGUAAAGAAAACAAUAUUGUAAUGCCAACAGACAGAAUAAAUAUAUUAAAAGAAAAGAAGGCGGAAGAAGACGAACAACAACAGUUGGCAAAACAAAUGAAUGACAUAGCAGCACCUUUGCAGUUGCCAGAACAAAACAAACGAAAAACAGCAAAUGAAAUGGCCUCGACUGAAGCGACAACAAAAAGGACUGAAUUCUCAACAACAACAGCAUCAAAUUUGACAUGUGAACCAGCAGAUAAUACGUUAGCAGGUAAAUGUAAAAAUUGCCAAUGCAAUUUGCAAAGCGAUCAACAUUUAAAAGAAAAUCAAAAACAACAAGAGCAUCAUCAUCAUCACAACCACCACGAUUAUGAGCCACUUUAUCUACAUCAGCCGAAGGCACUAUGUAAACAAUCAAACAUACCUCCUCCUUCUCCUCCCACACCUCCAGCCAAUGUUAUAACAUCGCUUGCCACUGUCUAUAUAUGUUUGGGUAUAUUGACUUUGGCUCUAGCCUCCUUAUCUGUGUUAUUUUACUCACAUGUAGUCUCCUGCACCACAACCUGCCAAAAUUCAACAACAUCAACUUUACUUAACAACCGUCAAAUGGCAGUAACGAGUUCUAGGGAAAACAUCCCCAAAGAAUUUCCAUCAUCGUCAUCAUCAUCAUCAUCUGAGCCUCUAACGUUUCCAAUGUUUCGUGAACAAUUUCAACAGGAAUUAUUUGCCUCGGAACAUGUGCUGCGCUCCAUGAUUGAACAAAUUUUAUUAAAACAGUCAUCAGUUGGCAAUGGGGAACUUAAACGACAGCAACAACUACCAAAUGAAAAGCAUCUUUCUUUGGGGAAUUUAAACGAUCAAAAAUCCACAACAAUUCCCCAAACAAUUUUACAAGAUAAGCAUGAUGGAACGAAAACCCGACACUCUACUACGCUCACUGAAAGUCAUGCAUUUGCCAACAGUGAUAAUAGAGAAAUUGGUAGUGAAGACAUUGAGUUUAGUCGCAGGAAUAGAAGAAGUUCUGAUGCAAUUGAACAAUAUAGUGGUGAAGUAAUAAAAACUAAAAGUGUAGAAAGAAAAUCUAAUGACAACUACAAGACCAAAGAGCCCAAGACAAUAGAAGAAUUGUUAAAAUACCAGAAAAGAAUACGUCGAGAUAUCUCUUCGUCACCAUCAACUUCAAUGCAUGAUCCAUUUAUCGAAUUCUUUGCACCUAACCACCGCAAAGUGCUUGAAGAACAAGACAAAGAAAUACGCAAAAGGACCGGUCUCAAAGGAGCAGCACCCGGCGGUGAUGAUUGGGUUUAUCUUAACACAUAUUGUCGUGUACCGGAAAAAAUGAUCACCGGUUUUUGUCAAAGUACACAAGAAUAUUGUCCGCCUAGUCCCCAAGGACCACCAGGUCCUCAAGGCCCAAAAGGCCCCACAGGACCACCGGGAUUACCGGGUAUACCUGGACCUAAGGGUAAUAGAGGCGAUGUAGGUCUGCCAGGACCGCAUGGUGUAGAUGGUGCGGUAGGUCCGCCGGGACCUAGAGGUCCCAAGGGUGAUGUUGGCAUACCGGGAAGACAGGGGUUAGACGGACGAGAUGGUGUACCUGGCGAACCUGGCUUAGAUGGAGUACCUGGUCGUGCGGGCGCUGAUGGUAUACCCGGUAAAGAUGGCAUGCCAGGCAGAGAUGGAAAAGAUGGUCUGAAUGGUAAAGAUGGCAGAGAUGGUUCUCCUGGUCCUAAGGGUUCACAGGGUCCUCCUGGUGAGAGAGGACUUAAAGUUGCACCUAUGAUUUCCGUUUACCGCCAAAUGAUUUAUGCUGAAUACGGACGAACUGCUACAUUAGAGUGUAUGGUAGAGGCAUUCCCAGAAGCUAUACGUUAUUGGGAGCGAGCAUAUGAUGGUAAAAUAUUAGACCCUGGAGAGAAAUAUCGUAUUGAAACAUAUCCCGAUGGUUUUAAAACAACAAUGCGCUUGACUAUCAACAAUUUGCGCAAAGAUGACUUUGGUUAUUAUCAUUGCGUGGCGCGUAAUGAAUUGAAUGCAACAAUGGUUAAUUUCGAAAUAGCACCACAAGAUCCAAAUAGUGAGACACCAUAUGUGGGUAAAGAGAUAAAAGUUUAUGGCCAAAGACCACCAGAGGCGGAGUGUCCUGUCUGUGAAACAUGUCCAGAUCCAAGUUUAUAUCAAUGUAAGGAUUCGAUUAAUUCCAAUUUCGAAAUUCAACCAGCUGGAAACUAUAGUUAUCCUGGCCUGCCAAAGCGCAAAAAGAGUUGCAUUUUAUAUGCUGUGGGCAAACCCGUCUUCCAUAAAUAUGUUGAUGAGUUGCAUGGUUCAUGGCUUAAAGAUCCUGCUGCCAAAGAAACGGACCGUGAGAAAACUUUUAUAACCAAAGAAAAGGACAAUAAACUUUUGUAUGAAUAUACAUCGAAAGUGGCGUAUCGUAUGAAUGAUGUACCACGAAAACAAUACGAUUUGGGUGUGGGUUUCCAAGGCAAUGCUCAUGUAGUUUAUAAUGGCUCAUUCUAUUACAAUCAAUAUAAUUCGGAUUAUGUGGUGAAAUUAGAUUUGUCUACGGGUAAAAGAAUAUCAACACAAUUGCCGAGUGCUGGUAUUGCAACUGGUAAUAAAUUGUAUUCGACAAAAUACAACUACAUGGAUUUUAAUGUGGAUGAGGUUGGUUUGUGGGUAAUUUACAGCACUUACGAUUCCAACAAUACUCUAGUGGCAAAGGUAAAAAAGUAGAAGUAACAAAAAAAA
Lucilia cuprina (Australian sheep blowfly) is the source of this 3852-nucleotide messenger RNA. RefSeq lists its product as uncharacterized. Gene Ontology annotation, biological process: signal transduction. The transcript has 11 exons. Bases 1000 to 3837 code for a protein of 945 amino acids. The record is from RefSeq and is a predicted model, not a curated record. NCBI's taxonomy places the organism in Eukaryota, Metazoa, Arthropoda, Insecta, Diptera, Calliphoridae.